CAACCAUUCUCCCUCCCUACUUUCUACAAACUCCCUCCCCUCCCCCUUGCCGGGGCCUUUAAAGAUUUCUGGUGUCUACAACUCCAGCAGAGGCAGCGAACCCUCAGGUGGUUCAUGAAACCAGGAAUCGAGGACCCUCUAAGGGGUCACAUAUGGCCUACCCUUGUGGUGGCCAUCGCCAUUCUCAUGGUGAGUGACAAUGUAGCCCUCGUCUCCGGUGAACCACCAUACGUUUAUGCCUCUCCACCGGCUCCAUCGAUGUUGCCUCCCCUGCCAUAUUUAUACAAGUCGCCGCCGCCGCCACCAUACCAUUACAAGUCUCCACCUCCACCAUUUCCGUCACUGCCACCACCUUACUACUAUAAGUCACCACCUCCUCCCUCACCAUCUCCGACGCCACCCUACUACUACAAAUCACCGCCACCUCCAUCUCCUUCUCUGCCUCCACCAUACUACUACAAGUCUCCACCUCCUCCUUCACCGUCACCACCACGACCUUACUAUUAUAAGUCACCGCCACCUCCUUCUCCCUCGCCUCCACCACCUUAUUAUUACAAGUCUCCACCGCCACCUUCUUCUUCUCCCCUCCCACCAUACUACUACAAGUCCCCUCCUCCUCCUUCUCCCUCACAUCCAACGCCUUACUAUUAUAAGUCUCCACCACCACCGGCGAAAUCUCGGCUGCCACCCUACUACUAUAAGUCACCACCACCACCGGCUAAGUCUCCCCCUCCGCCAUACUACUACGUGUCUCCACCACCACCAGUAAAGUUUCCUCCUUCACCAUACUACUAUAAAUCUCCGCCGCCACCUUACCACCGUGGGCUUGUCGUUAAGGUGGUCGGAAAGGUCUAUUGCUACAAAUGCUACAAUUGGGAACACCCAAUGGAGUCAUACCGCAAGAAGCUCUUGAAAGGCGCCGUGGUCAAGGUGACGUGCACGGCCGGCGACAAGGGGUUCGUGUCAUUCGGCCAAACAAGCAGCCAUGGUGUCUACGGCGUCGCUGUUGAAGGCUUCCCCUACUGGAAGCAUGGAUUCAAGGCCUGCAAGGUUGAGCUCCACGCUGCACCCAUGGACUCCACUUGCACCAUGCCAACCAGCCUCAACAUGGGCGACAAGUUGAAGGUUCACUCCACCUCCCAUGACGAGGUGGUCCUCAAGGCCAAGCCAUUGGCUUUCGCUCCCAUGAAGCCUUCCAAGGAGUGCAAAAAGCACCACCACAACAAGCCACCAAGCCCUGUCUGCAAGCCUCCAUCCUCACCAUCCCCACCCAUUUACUUCUACAAUUCGCCACCCCCACCGUACUACUAUGCGUCGCCACCUCCACCAUCAUAUUACUACAAGUCUCCACCGCCUCCGGUGAAGACGUUGCCGCCAUACUAUUACAAGUCUCCACCACCACCAGUGAAGUCUCAACGACCUCCUUACUACUACAAGUCCCCUCCUCCACCUCUGAAGUUACCACCAGCUCCCUACUACUACAAAUCCCCGCCCCCACCAGUGAAGUCUCCACUGCCACCAUACUAUUACAAGUCUCCACCCCCACCAGUGAAGUCGCCUCUACCACCAUAUUACUACAAGUCUCCACCACCUUAUUACUACAAGUCCCCCCCCCCACCAUCACCAACUCCUUCCCCUUACUACUACAAGUCGCCACCUCCUCCUGUGAAGACACCAUCUCCUUACUACUACAAGUCUCCACCACCACCAUCGCCAAUUCCUCCUCCUCCAUACUAUUAUACUUCUCCACCACCACCCUCAUAUUCUCCCCAUCCUCCCUACUUCUACAGUUCACCACCUCCUCCUAAGAAGUCGCGACCACCUUCUUACUAUUACAAGUCUCCACCACCACCCUCUCCAUCUCCACCCCCUACAUACUACUACCAAUCUCCACCACCACCCUCUCCUUCUCCUCCUCAUCCAUACUACUACAAGUCCCCACCUCCUCCUGUAAAGUUUCCAUUACCUCCCUAUUACUACAAGUCUCCACCACCUCCAUCCCCAUCCCAACCUGCUCCCUACUACUACAAGUCCCCACCACCACCAUCCCCUUCUCCACCACCUCCCUACCACUACAUGUCCCCACCUCCACCAGUGAAGUCUCCUCCGUACUACUACAAUUCCCCACCACCUCCAUCCCCAUCUCCUCCAGCUCCUUAUUACUACAAGUCUCCACCACCUCCCUCACCAUCUCCUCCAUCUCCUUACUAUUACAAGUCUCCACCACCACCCUCGCCAUCUCUUCCUCCUCCCUACUACUACAAGCUACCACCUCCUCCAUUCCCAUCUCCUCCUCCCCGCUACUACUACAAGUCACCACCUCCACCAUCACCAUCUCCUACACCUCCGUACUUCUACAAGUCCCCACCCCCACCAUCCAUGUCUCCCCAACCUCCCUACUACUACCAGUCCCCUCCUCCCCCAGCACCAUCAAAACCUCCUUCCUACCUCUACUCCUCCCCGCCACCACCAAUCCAUUUCUAAGCACAAACCCAUCAAUGGCCUCUUCCCUUCUUCACCCAAGUUCUAGGUCCAGUGAUAUAUGCGAGAGUCUUUCAUGUUCCUCUAAUAAUCUCCUGCACAGUGCAAAGAUCAGAACUCCUUCACUUUAUGAUGCAAAUCCUGGGGCUUUGUUGGCGACCUUCUUUCAUAUUAUGGUAUUGGCUAGUUUUGUUACCAGUAGAGAGUUUGAGCAAAGGUCUUCAAGUAGAAGCAAGAGAAGAAGGUAGAAGUAAUAGUUUGGGUGGUUAUUGUUUCCACCUUUUAGCGUCUCCUUGGCAAUGGACGUAUUCUUGUAUUUGUUGUAUGUAUAGCUCUAUUUGUUUGGUCUACUGUUUCCCAGGCUACUAAAGCUUUUGCUACUGGAAAAUAAAUAAAGACCUUUCCUUGUCUCC
Messenger RNA from Phoenix dactylifera (date palm), 2894 nucleotides. RefSeq lists its product as uncharacterized. Gene Ontology annotation, molecular function: structural constituent of cell wall. Gene Ontology annotation, biological process: plant-type cell wall organization. The record is from RefSeq and is a predicted model, not a curated record. Lineage: Eukaryota; Viridiplantae; Streptophyta; Magnoliopsida; Arecales; Arecaceae.